This is a messenger RNA of Pyricularia oryzae 70-15, 1092 nucleotides long. RefSeq lists its product as uncharacterized. The record is from RefSeq and is a predicted model, not a curated record. The coding region runs from base 1 to 1092 and encodes 363 amino acids. NCBI's taxonomy places the organism in Eukaryota, Fungi, Ascomycota, Sordariomycetes, Magnaporthales, Pyriculariaceae. Gene Ontology annotation, biological process: intracellular iron ion homeostasis; copper ion import; iron ion transport. The transcript has 4 exons. Gene Ontology annotation, molecular function: ferric-chelate reductase activity. Gene Ontology annotation, cellular component: plasma membrane.
AUGGACUCGGCAGUCCAGCGCUACGCGCUAUGUGUCGGAGGCCUUCUUCUUCUACUUUUGACCGCGCGAUUCAUCUACAGAUACAGAUGCCAUCUUCACCCUUUGCUUUUGGCCUUUCACUCGGAUCUCCUUAUUGACCUGCUUGGCGCUAGCCGUCACUUAUACUUUUUCUUCCAUCGUAUUUCAGCAUGGGUAACCGCAAUCUUGACAGCCUUUCACAGCAUAGGAAUGAUCGUCAACGGUCAAUCGUUUUCCUUCAACAGUCUCAGCAAUAUUUUGGCAUUCUCAUACAUCAAUCUAACCAUCCCUUCGCUCGGUGCGUCAUCCUCUAUUCAAAGUCACCCCUUUGUGGUGACUUCGUGGUCAAAAGAUAGACAAAAAAGCCUGGACCUUUUUGUCGAGCGCAGGCGCGGGUUCACCAGGAAGCUCCAUCUGGCAGACAGCCAGGACGGACGACAUGCCAUCGUCAGUGGGCCAUUUGGGAGACGUAUUUCACUGCUGGAAUUCGAUUUCGUGCUGCUGCUGGCAAGUGGCUACGGCAUUGCUGCUCAAGCAGCUUACCUCAGAGAGCUAGUAUCCAGAGGAAACAAACAAAAGGCACAUUUUGUUUGGCUUAUCUCGAAACGAGACAUUAUCAACCCGGCCGGCCAAUGGCUUCUCAACCCGGUCCUUAAUCAGGAUACCAAGAAGGCAAGGUCUAUCACCGCUCCUCUGCAGACCCUGCUAACCGGACUUCAGAUGAUCUUGAUCUCCAUUUUCGACAACGUAGGGUCCUUGGAAGGCACCCCUUCUGCCGCUGACUCGACGGUGGCGAAGACUUUUGGCGGUCGAGCGAGACUUUACCAAGGAAAACCAGGUCUCAAAGCUAUCAUCAGAAAAGGCAUGCAAGAUUGUCUUGGUGAAGAAAGAAGUCGAAACAACCGACUGUUGUUACUGGUGUCUGCCACUUUAGAAGCCAGACUACACGUGAAGCGGGCUCUACGGAGUUACUUGCAAGAACUAAAAGCCGGGUCGGAUUCUAGAACAAGCUACGGAAGCCACAAUCAGUCUGUAGAUGUCUCUAUAGAAGAGCUGGAUUUCCAGCCCAAGUAG